Molecule: messenger RNA, 2964 nt
Organism: Nycticebus coucang (slow loris)
Lineage: Eukaryota; Metazoa; Chordata; Mammalia; Primates; Lorisidae
Gene: ATXN10
Product: ataxin 10
Exons: 12
Coding region: 1222-2649 (475 amino acids)
Biological process (GO): neuron projection development
Cellular component (GO): cytosol
Source: RefSeq, a predicted model, not a curated record
AAUUCCUUCCCCUGUAAUCUUUGGUGAGAGUCUAUUGGUUUCAAUUCGCUGGUCCAGCAACAGGUUCAUUUUCCUGCAUACUCUGGGAAGUGCUUAUUGUACCUUUAAAUAUUAAUUAGCAAAGCAUGUCAAAAGCGCCACAGUAAAAAACACUUCUGCUCUUCAAAAGCAACAUAGAGCGUGUGUAUUCAAUUACAUAUUUCAAGUGGCAUCAAAGCGAUUUGUAGAGUCCUCUCUCACGGCAGUUAACAACGGUGCUCAUUUGUUGGCCUCUCUCUCCCUCCAUGGUCUUUGAGUUCCUUCAGUUUGGGAACCAUCUUUCAUUGAUCUUUAUAUCUCCUGCACCUGGCACAAGGCUUGACAACACGUUUUAUUGAACAGCAUGUACAAUAUAAUCUGGGGUGGUGGAGGGAAAUUAUGUGAGUUAUUAAAAUCAGCCAGAGAAGCUUGUCUGAUUAAUUUCCCUUAGGAAAAAAACACUUCUUGCCUCACUGCUGUAGAAUUUAGCUUCUUGAUUUCGAAUUGUACUUUAAGUCUUUGGGGAGCUAGAGCAGAGUAUUGUCACCCUAUGCCGAGUGCCUGAGAAGCGAUCUGGUAUCGAUCAGCGCACGAUCGGUAAUACAGCGAACUGAGCGUAAAUUAGCGUCCAAGGCGGCUCCAGCCCUGGGCACUGAUCAGCCCACGGGCCCCGCCCCUUCAGGCCCCGCCCUCCUCUCCCGGGCCCUCGGCCUGCGAAUCUUCCCCGGGCGGAGACGCUCUGGUCGCGAGCCCCUUCGCGUAGGUGGACCCCAUCUUGUCAGGCUGAGCCUCUGUCCCUGUUUUCCCUCUCCAAACGGGGUCCCGCGUUUCGGCAACCUCUUCCCUCGGAGCCGGGGCCCUCGACCCCUCUCAAGACACCCUUCCACUCCCCGCAGCCAGUCUCCCCCGCCUCCCGCACGCGGGACUUCCGCCGGCGCCCCCUCCUCUCAGGCGGGACUUCCGCCGGCGCCCCCUCCUCCGCGGCGCCGUCCCCUCCCCCGCCUGAGGCGAGCUGGGCUGUGCCUGAGCGCUCGAGGGCCUGGUCGCGGCGCAGCCUCGGGGCAGCGUGGGCCUCAGCGGCGGCGGCCGUUCCGUGCGAGACGCGUUCUCCUUCUCCUGGUCCUUGUCUUCCUCUCGUGCAUCCUCCCGUUCUUCCCUCCUCUCCUCUUCGGCGCCGGGCUCGGCAGCGCUGCGAGCAGCAAGAUGGCGGCGCCCAGGCCGCCUCCCGCCCGGCUGUCGGGUGUCAUGAUGCCAGCGCCCAUCCAGGACCUGGAGGCCCUCCGUGCGCUCACGGCGCUCUUCAAAGAGCAGCGGAAUCGAGAAACAGCACCCAGGACUAUCUUCCAAAGAGUCCUGGAUAUCUUAAAGAAAUCUUCUCAUGCCGUCGAGCUGGCCUGCAGAGAUCCUUCCCAAGUGGAGAAUCUGGCUACCAGUCUGCAGCUAAUCACAGAGUGCUUCAGAUGUCUGCGCAACGCCUGUAUAGAGUGUUCUGUAAACCAGAAUGCAAUCAGGAACUUGGACACCAUUGGCGUUGCUGUUGAUUUGGUUCUUCUGUUCCGUGAGCUGCGAGUGGAACAAGAAUCCCUGCUGACAGCUUUUCGUUGUGGACUGCAGUUUUUAGGCAACAUUGCCUCACGGAAUGAAGAUUCCCAGUCUAUCGUUUGGGUACAUGCUUUUCCGGAACUCUUUUUGUCUUGCCUAAACCAUCCAGACAAGAAAAUUGUUGCCUACUCUUCAAUGAUUUUGUUUACAUCUCUUAAUCAUGAAAGAAUGAAAGAACUGGAAGAAAACCUCAAUAUUGCAAUUGAUGUCAUAGCUGCUCAUCAAAAGCAGCCUGAAUCAGAAUGGCCGUUCUUGAUUAUCACUGACCACUUUCUGAAAAGCCCGGAGUUGGUACGAGCCAUGUAUGCAAAGCUGAGCAAUCAAGAAAGGGUAACGUUGUUAGAUGUUAUCAUAGCCAAGAUAGUGAGUGACGAGCCACUGACCAAGGAUGACAUCCCUGCAUUUCUGCGCCACGCUGAGUUGAUGGCGAGCACUUUUGUGGAUCAGUGCAAGACUGUGCUCAAGCUGACCUCUGAGCAGCACACUGAUGAUGAGGAGGCACUGGCUACCAUUAGGCUUCUGGACGUGCUGUGUGAAAUGACUGCUAAUACUGAGCUGCUCGGCUAUCUGCAGAUUUAUCCUGGCUUGCUGGAAAGAGUGAUUGAUGUUUUACGAUUGAUUCACGUAGCUGGAAAAGACACUACAAACAUCUUCAGCACCAUUGGCUGCGUGAAGGCGGAAGGUGACGUCUCCAAUAUGGCAGAGGGGUUUAAGUCUCAUCUCAUUCGCCUGAUUGGAAAUCUGUGUUACAAGAAUAAAGAGAACCAAGACAAGGUCAGUGAGCUGGAUGGCAUUCCUUUGAUCCUGGACAACUGCAACAUCGAUGACAGUAACCCCUUUCUGACCCAGUGGGUGGUGUACGCCAUCCGAAACCUCACGGAAGACAAUAGCCAAAACCAAGAUUUGAUUGCAAAGAUGGAAGACCAGGGGCUGGCAGACACGUCCCUGCUUAAAAAAAUUGGUUUUGAAGUUGAAAAGCGGGGUGAAAAGCUGAUUCUAAAAUCUACGAGGGACGUGCCCCCACCAUGAACUGCAACCACCUAUCUGAAUUUUUAGAAUCUGUUCCAUGGAUUUUCGUCUUCUGCAAUAUGUGAAAUUACAAGUGUUUGAGGUCUUAUAGGUACAAAUCAGGAAAGUAUGAAUCUCUUAGGCAUUGGAGUUAAGUGGAUAGAAGCUAAAAGUGACAGUGCUGCGUUUGCUUUUGUUUCUUUGCUUUAAAUGUAACUGUCCAGUUUGCCCUUGCUCCUCUGUAUAGAAUGUGCAUUUAAGUAGUAGAUUGUACGCACUGUGACAGCAAAUAAUAAAAACCUUCUCGUUGAGGGCACAUCCCUCAUUUGGCAAAGA